UGUUUUAAUUGCUAGAGCUUCUUUCGUUCAAUUUCGAAAAUCUAAAGCUUUGAAUCUAAACUCCUCUAAAUUCCAAGUCUCCCAGCUUCGUUUCUCAAGGUAUCUUUGAAGAACAGGACUGUUUCUUUUGAAAAAAUUCUGCCUUCUUGAUGGAAAUUGAUCUUGAAUUGCCAUCACUUGAACAAGAAAAGUCAGAUCCUGUUAUCAAUAAAAAUGUCAAUAUCUUGGAAGCUGAGGUUGGAGUGGGAGUUAAUGAUGGAUAUGUUGAUUCUCCUAAAAUCUGUGAACAUACUAGGGAGGAUGAAGGGAAAGAAAAUGCUACUGCCUGUGAGAAUGAUGUGGAUUUUAUUAAUGUUGGAACAGAUGUUCCCAGGAAAGGGGCUGUUUUCGAGCCCAAAAAUGGUAUGGAAUUUGAUUCAAAGGAAGCAGCAUAUUCUUUCUACAGAGAGUAUGCGCGAUCUGUGGGAUUUGGGAUCACAAUAAAAGCCAGUCGCCGCUCCAAAAGUUCUGGAAAAUUUAUUGAUGUAAAAAUUGCUUGUUCUAGAUUUGGAAGCAAGCGCCAAUCUAGUACAGUUAUCAAUCCACGACCAUGUAUAAAGACUGGCUGCAAAGCGGGCAUGCAUAUGAAGAGGAGGCAAGAUGAAAAAUGGAUUAUCCAUAGUUUUAUCAAGGAGCAUAACCAUGAGAUUUGCCCAGAUGAUUUUUACUGUGCCAUCAGAGGCAGGAACAAGCAGCCUUGUACUGUAGCAUAUCAAAGGAAAGGCCUGCAGUUAGCUUUAGAUGAGAAAGACAUACAGUUGCUGUUUGAGCAUUUUAUGUGUAUGCAGGAUGAGAAUCUAGAUUUCUUUUAUGCAAUAGAUUUGGAUCAUGAAAUGAUUGCACGGAGUGUAUUCUGGGUUGAUGCAAAAGGUAGGCAUGAUUACAUCCACUUCAGUGAUGUUGUUUUCUUUGAUACCUUCUACAUUAGAAACAAAUACAAAAUUCCUUGCAUCCCUAUUGUCGGAAUAAAUCAUCACUUCCAAUACAUGCUGCUUGGGUGUGCCCUGAUUGGGGACUUGAGUACAUCAGCUAUUGUUUGGUUAAUGCAAACAUGGUUAAAGGCAGUAGGUGGCCAAGCUCCUGAAUUGAUUAUUACUGAUCAAGACAAAACUUUAAAUGAAGCUGUUCAAAAUGUAUUUCCUAAUUCUAGUCAUUCUUUUUGUUUGUGGCAUAUACUGGGUAAGAUUUCUGAAAUUUUGGGUGAUAGUUUGAGUCAGGAUGAGAGGUUCAUGGCAAAAUUUAAGAAAUGUGUAUUUCGCUCUUGGACUGAUGAACAAUUUGAAAAGAGAUGGGGUAAAAUUGUUGAAAAGUUUGAGCUUAAGGAGAAUGAAUGGAUUCUCUCAUUGUAUGAGGAUCGAAAGAAGUGGGUCCCAGCUUAUAUGCGGAAUAAAUUUUUAGCUGGAAUGUCUACAACCGAGAGAUCUGGAAGUGUUGCUUCUUUCUUUGACAAGUACAUGCAUAAAGGGGCUACAUUCACUGAGUUUAUUGAGCAGUAUAAGUUGUUUUUGCAUGACAGGUAUGAGAUGGAGGCCAGAGCUGAUUUUGAAACUGUAAAAAAACAACCUGCAUUGAGAUCACUCUCAACUUUUGAGAAGCAAAUGUCUCUGAUAUAUACAGAUACAAUAUUCAAGAAAUUUCAGUUUGAGGCUUUUGGAGUUGUUUCUUGUCACUUGCAAAAGGAAACAGAAGAUGAGGCCAAUAUAGUCUUCCGGGUUGAUGACUCUGAAGAACAUCAAAAUUUCUUUGUGUCUUGGAAUAAAAGAGAAUUGGAUGUAUGUUGUUUAUGCCGUUCAUUUGAAUACAGAGGUUUCCUUUGUAAACAUGCCAUCUUUGUUCUUCAAACAUCAGCUAUUUCUGAAAUACCUUCCCACUAUAUAUUGAAGCGGUGGACAAAAGAUGCAAAAAUUAGGCAAAAUAUUGGUGAGAUGCCAAGCAAGUUCCAUUAUCGAGUACAACGUUUCAAUCAUCUAUGUAGACAAACCAUCAAAUUGGUUGAACAAGGGUCAGUAUCUCAAGAAGCAUAUACCAUUGCUUUUGAGGCUCUGGAGGAAGCCUUAAAACAUUGUGUGGGUGUGAAUAACUCUGUCAGAAAUGUUUUAGAAGGGAAAACAUUGUCUGCACAUGGCUUUCUGGACGUUGAAGAGGAGAAUCAUUCCAAUGGUACAGCCAAAUCGUCUAAGGGAAAGAAAAUCCACAAGAAAAGAAAGGACCUAGGCUCUAGAGCUUCAAUUCCUGAUGGUUAUUAUGGUUCCCAACAAAAUAUGCAAGGAGUGAGACAUUUGAAUGCAAAUUCUCCAGUUCGUGAUGGUUAUUGUGGCAGCCCACAGACAUUGCUUGCUCUGGGUCAGCUUAGCUUCAGAGCACCAAACAUGCACAGCUGUUUUGAUAUUCCGGGCAGUUUGCAGGAUGUGGACCGAUCUUUGGACUCCACCCAUUUUCAUGGCAUUGCAUCGAAGAAUGUGCAUGAGAAAGACCUCUCUCAAUAGCUGGAAGUUAAGCAUGUUUGUUCAUAGAUGUCUCUUAUUUCAAAAAAGUUCUUCUAAAUUCUGAGAAGCUCAUAACAAAUUAUGUAAGCAUUAUAACAAAUUUUCAGACAUUUUUUUUCUUUGAUGUGUAGUUAUUUUGGCACCAAAAGAAUUUAUACUGAAAUAGCUUUAAUCUUUAACUAAGGGUUCCUCUGAUUCGUAUUCUAAAUCAUAAAAUAUGUAUAUGAUCUCUGAACAGUGUAGUGGAAUUUAUAUGUGC
Rubroshorea leprosula is the source of this 2784-nucleotide messenger RNA. The record is from the annotation of a GenBank genome assembly. NCBI's taxonomy places the organism in Eukaryota, Viridiplantae, Streptophyta, Magnoliopsida, Malvales, Dipterocarpaceae.